UUUAGAUAAUAUAUAAUUAUUAAUUUUAAGAAAAUCUUUAUUUUAAAUGUUCCUAAGAUAGUUUAUUAAAUAAUCUCAUUGUUUAAGGUCAAUUAGAGUUGGACUCUUAAAGAAUUAGACCAAAUACCUUAUUUCAAAUAGAAAUAGAUUCUAACAUGCAUAAAUCUUUAAAAAUUUAUAAAACUUAGCUUGUUUCCGUAUGAGCAGUAGCUAAUAGCAAAAUGAUGAUGAUCAAGAAUUAAUGAAAUUUAUUAGGCAUUAAAAGAUGAAAUUAUAAAUGGAUAUGGAAUUCUUAACUUCAACAAUAGUGGAAGAAAGAUGUUAUAACUUAUAUCCUAUUAUUAUUGAAAGUGGUAGUUCAUAAGAUUGCUUUGAACUUGGGUAAAUUAUGCACAACUAUGUUUAAAAAAUGGAAUAAAAGUAAGAAGAUCAAUAAAAGAUAAUCCAAAGCGUCAAUCUUAAAACUAUUAAGUGUUAUGGACACAUAAUAGUCGCUUUUGGCCAUCUCAAAAACGAUAACAAUGAAUUAGCAGAUUAAGAAUUGAGUAAAAUGCAAGCUGAAUUCUAAAGCUUUGAGUCAAAAAUUUAAUAUCAUUAGAAAUUUCUAAUUGUUUGUCAUAUAGUUAGUAUCUUAUCUCUAGCAGAAAAAGAAGAAAAGUGUCUUUUUUUAGUAAGAUAUAUCUUUAAUUAGUUACAAAGUGCUUUCAAAGAUUUAGAUUUGCUCGAUGAAGGUCAGUACGAAAUAGCUUUUAAAAGCAUUCACUUUUAUAUUUUGAGUUUAAUUUAAAAGAAAAAGGAUGACAUGUUAAAAUAAAUAAUAGAAGAAAGUUAAUUUUUAAAUAUUGAAUACUUGUAUAACAAUUCAGUGCCUAUUGCAUUCUCUUCAGCAGGUCAUAUAUUUAGUUGUAUUGGAUUCUACUUUUAACAAAAUGGAGAUAAGCUAACAGCAUACAGAUAUUUAAAAUUCUCAGCUGAUAUAUUUGAAUAGAUUGAAGGAAAAGACUCUGAAAAUUUCAAAUACAUUAAAAGCUAAAUAGAUUCUUUCAAAUGAUUCCAGAUAUAUAUUAUUCAUACAUUCAUUCAUUAUAAGUGUUUUUUAUGUUUUUCCUAAAUAAAUUGAAUAAUAUUCACUAAAUGUUAACUAAACAUAAGAUCAUCUUUGAUUUUUUAUAAACUUAAAAAAAGCUA
Messenger RNA from Tetrahymena thermophila SB210, 1188 nucleotides. RefSeq lists its product as hypothetical. The record is from RefSeq and is a predicted model, not a curated record. The transcript has a single exon. NCBI's taxonomy places the organism in Eukaryota, Ciliophora, Oligohymenophorea, Hymenostomatida, Tetrahymenidae.